Molecule: messenger RNA, 4026 nt
Organism: Gadus chalcogrammus (walleye pollock)
Lineage: Eukaryota; Metazoa; Chordata; Actinopteri; Gadiformes; Gadidae
Product: protogenin A-like
Exons: 19
Coding region: 43-3645 (1200 amino acids)
Biological process (GO): axon guidance; cell-cell adhesion
Cellular component (GO): axon; plasma membrane
Molecular function (GO): protein binding
Source: RefSeq, a predicted model, not a curated record
AGAGGGCUGUACACGUUUAGCAUGCAAGGACAAUACUCUUAAAUGGCGCCUGUCAAAAGGAAACUAUACGACCGCUUGCUCCUUUUCUCGGUUUACCUCCAAAUCUCAGGUGCGCUGAGCUUCAGCGAGCUGUUUUUCGUCGGAGAGCCGCAGGGCGUGACGGUGGUCCGGGGCGACGCGGUGGUUCUGGACUGCCAGGCCCAGGGAGCGGCGCCCAUCACGGUCCGCUGGCUCCGGAACGGGCUCCAGCUGGCCGAGAGUGAGCGGAUCCACCGCCUGCCCAACGGAUCGCUCUACGUGGCCGAGACGGAGAGCAGGAAGGGAGACAAAUCAGACGAGGGCUCCUAUCAGUGCCUGGCUCAGAACAAGCACGGCGCCGUCCUGAGCCAGAAGGCCCGACUGACAAUCGCAAGUAUCUCCUCCUUCACGAGCCAGCCCUCCUCCAUCGUGGUGACCGAGGGCUCCGUGGGACGGCUGGCCUGCAGCAUUAACUCCAACCCCCCCCCCAUCAUCACCUGGGAGUUCAACCGUGUCACCCUGCCCCUGAGCACUGAAAGACUCACCGUGCUUCCCGGUGGCGUUCUCCAGAUCCACGCCGUGCGGGCGGAAGACGCCGGCAACUACCGCUGCAUAGCAACCAACAUCGCCAACCGCCGCCGCAGCGUGGAGGCCACGCUCACCGUCACGCCCGCCCUCCUCCCCCCUCCCCCCCAGAGGCCCCUGAUCGUGGCGGGGCCCCAGAACACCUCGGUGGCCCUGCACCACAGCGCGGUGCUGGAGUGCCUGGCGACGGGCAGCCCGCGGCCCCUGAUCUCCUGGAGCCGCGCCGACGGGCGCUCCAUCGACGUGCACCACAGCCGGGUGCUCGGCAACGGGAACCUGGUGCUGUCCGCCGCGCGGCCGCAGCACGCCGGGGUGUACGUGUGCCGCGCCUCCACGCCCGGGACCCGCACCCACAGCCUGGCCCACGCCAACGUCACCGUGCUCGCCCCGCCCUCCCUGGUGGAGGCCCCCCAGAGCCUGACCCGCCCCCGCGCCGGGACGGCCCGCUUCGUGUGCGCGGCGGCCGGCGCCCCCGCCCCCCUCGUCACCUGGCUGAAGAACGGCGAGAGGGUUCGCCCCAACGGCCGCGUCAAGAUGUACAACAGCAAACUGGUGAUCAACCAGCUCACGGCGGAGGACGACGGCGUGUACCAGUGCCAGGCGGAGAGCGCGCUGGGCUGCGUCCUGGCCGCGGCGCGGCUGGUGGUGGUGGUGUCGGAGGACCGGCCCAGCGCCCCGCGCGGCCUGCGGGCCGAGGCCGUGUCCAGCACCGCAGUGCUGCUGGCCUGGGACCGCCCCCUCUACAACGCCGCCAAGGUCAUCGCCUACUCCGUCCACUACAUGAAGGCCGAAGGCAUGAACAACGAGGAGUACCAAGUCGUCAUCGGCAACGACACGACGCGCUACAUCAUCGACGACCUGGAGCCCGCGCGGAACUACACCUUCUACAUCGUGGCCUACAUGCCCAUGGGCGCCAGCUGCAUGUCGGACCCCGUGGUGGGCAAGACGCUGGAAGACGUCCCGCUGAGGGCCCCUGAGCUCAGCCUGACCAGCCGCAGCCCGACGGACAUCGCGGUGUCCUGGGCGCCGCUGCCUGCCAAGCUGAGCCGCGGCCGCGUCACGGCGCUCCGGCUGGCGUUCCGCAGCGGCGCCGAGCCGACGCCCACCACGCUGGAGCUCCCCGGGGGGCGGGGCCAGCACCUGCUGACGGACCUCCACCCCGACACCACCUACCUGCUGCGCAUCACGGCCGCCACCGGGGCUGGCUGGGGCGAGCCCUCCGCCUGGACCUCCCACCGCACCCCCAAGGCUUCCAGCGGCAAAGUGCCCCUGGCCCCCCUGCUGACCGUUGACCCCCUGAACUGCACCACCCUCAGCCUCAGCUGGUCCCUGGCCCCGGGCCACGCCGUCCGGGUCCUGGGCUACCGGGUCUACUACCACGAGGAGAGCCGCCCCGAGGGCCCCGCCCUGCUGCUGAGGCCCUCCGACAGCCGACACACCAUAGGAGGCCUGGACCCCAGGAAGAAGUAUCACGUGAAGAUCCUGGCCUUCAACGCCCUUGGAGACGGUUACCACGCCGACCGGACCGUCAGCACUCCCGGAUGUGUCUCGGUGCGGGACCGCCUGGUGCCUCCGCCCCCCCCGCCCCACCACCUCCACGCCCAGACCAACAGCUCCAGCCGCAUGUUCCUGCACUGGGCCCGGCCCGCCUUCACCAGCCGCACCCUCAACUACACCGUCCGCUGCCACGCCCACGGGCUGAAGAACGCCUCGCUGGUGCUCUACCUGCAUACGAGUGAAGAGAAGCUGGUGGUCCGGGACCUGGAGCCCAACACCCGCUAUGAGUUCGCCAUCCGGCUGCACCUGGACCAGCUGUCCAGUCCCUGGAGCCCCGUGGUCUACCAGAGCACCUUCCCCGAGGCCCCGACGCAGCCCCCCUCCCAGGUCAAGGUGUCCCUGGUGCAGGACUCCACGGCGCUGGUGUCCUGGAGGCUCCCGGCCCGGGACCAGCUGGGGGUGACGCACUACACCAUCCUGUACGCCUCCAGGAAGGCCUGGGCCGCCGGCCAGUGGCAGGUGCUGCAGAGAGACGGGGGCAGCAGCAUGGCUCUGCUGGAGAGGCUGCAGCCCGGCCAGGUGUACCUGGUCAAGGUGUCGGCCUCCAACCAGAUGGGUGAUGGGCCCUUCUCCCCCCCCGUGGAGCUGGCCCUGGGGCCCGACACUGGCUCCCACCAUGCCCACGGCCCCCCGCACAACCCAGUUUCCUCUGAGGGUUUCUUGGCCCUGAACCAGACACCGCUGACGGCCGUGCUGGUGGGCGUGUGCGUGGCUUUGCUCUGCAUCAUGUCCGCCAUCAUCAUCGCCUGCAGAGGCCAGAGCAGGAAACUAUUGGCUGCUGAUAAGUACACUGAGAGGACAGGUGGAGGUCUGGGUGGAGGUCUGGGUGGAGGUCUGGUUGGAGCAGGCGUUCGGAGGUCUGAAGCCCAGGGGGAAGAUGAAGAGAUUGUGAUGCCCAUGAUGAGUGGAGACCACUUUAUCGAUGCCAAGGGGGGAACGGACCUGAUGAUCAACAGCCUGGGGCCGGUGAAGCCCCUCCCUGAGGAGAAGAGGAAGAAGAAGUGGGGGUUCUUCAGGAGGGACCAGAAGAACGUGGAGGAGAUACAGGUGCCGACCAGCGGAGCCGGGAGGCCGCUGUCCUACCACCAGGGGGCCACGGCCCUGUGCUACGAGGUGGAGCUGUCCCCCCGCCGGGGCCCGGGCCCCCAGGGGCCCUGCCUCGACACCGAGGGCUCGUCGGGCAGCGAGGGCAGCCAGGACACGGGCGACUCCGGCCGCUACUCCCACGACGGCACCGAGAUGGCCGUCCUCUGCUCUGGCCUCCGCAGCCGGCCCGCCUCGCUCAGCACGGAGGAGAGCGGGGGGUCGGAGGUCAGCCGGGAGGAGCUGGAGGAGCAGGAGCUGGAGGAGCCGGAGCUGGAGGAGCAGGAGGAAGAGAAGCUGCGCCAUUCGGGCCUGAAGAUAAUGGUGACCGCUGAGAUAAGCUGCCAUCAGUACCAACAGACCCAGAACGGCUCCCAGCCGGCACUUUCUCUGUGUGUGUAACUGUCAGCGUGUGUGAGCGUGUGACUGUUGAUCAUUGUUAGUGUGUGAGCGUGUGCGUGAGAGAGAGCGUGACAGAGACCUGGCUGCCCAGUAUUUGCUGUUGUUCUAAGAGACAAUGAACAGAAGCAGACCAAGGUCACCACGGCUGGGAUGUGUUCUUCAACAUCUCCUCUGAGUGAAUGUUUUCUUUCUUUUAUUUCUGUUUGUAUGUUUGCUCGUUUUCCGAAGAGAAAUCUCACCCACCAUGAAUGUUUCAAAAGAUUGUCAAAGAAUGUGAAUGUUGACAUUUCUCGGCAGUACUUAGCAGUUUUUUCACUGGAGCAGCGAUGGACGCCAGAGUCCCUUAGUGUUUGAGGCGUCUCUCAGCCGUUCCCCAACGUA